AUGGUCGACUCGCAAAAUUUUCCCGUGGACCGGUUCUUUGUAGUAGCUGUUCAUGGUGGCGCUGGCUAUCACGACCCCUCCCAGGAUAGCCAAGUUAAGACAGCCAUGCGUCUCGCAUGCGCUGCAGCUCUCGACAAGCUACGAAACGACAAUGGUACGGCAGUGGAUGCCGUCGAAAAGGCUAUAUGCGUCCUAGAGGAUGAUGAAUGCUUGAAUGCAGGCUAUGGUUCAAACCUCACCGUGGACGGCCAAGUCGAGUGCGAUGCUGCCGUCAUGGACGGAAGAGACGGUUCUUUUGGCAGCGUCGGCGCAGUCCCAGGCGUGAAAAACCCAAUCCGUGCUGCCCGUGCUGUAAUGGACUAUUCCAAGCGUCCUGACAGACUGGGCCGAAUUCCUCCCAUGACCCUGGUUUCUCUCGGUGCACGGCAGUUCGCCGGCUCCACUGGGUGCGAAGUCGUGUCGCCGGAAAUACUGACAAGUCCGAAAGCGAAGAAAGAGUGGCAGAGGUGGAAAACUCGUCUAGAUGAUCCCGCAGAUAAUAUCACACCAAUGUUAAGGGAAUCUAUCGAAGAUAUCCACCAGCGGCAGGAUACGGUAGGUGCGGUGGUAUUAGAUGCAGCAGGACAUCUUGCCGGCGGCGUAUCCAGUGGAGGUCUGCUGCUGAAGUAUCCUGGCCGUAUCGGAGAGGCCGCCGUGUUUGGUGCAGGAUGUUGGGCUCAGAACAUGUCCACCGAUCGCACAACUAACGGGAUGGCAUGCAGUAUAUCUGGUUCGGGAGAAUACAUCAUACAAUCAACUAUGGCCCAGUCUUUGUGGCGCGAAUAUCACAAGUCGACAGAAGGCGACGUGCAUCGCCUUCUGAAAGAUGUUCUUACCAAAUUCCGAGAAGACCGAGACACCGAGCGGAGCGCAGGGGUUCUCAUGCUGACGUUGGAGGCGGAUGAGCCUGGCAUAUCGCCCAUUCCGCGGUUAUGGUGCGGUUUUACAGCAGAUAGUAUGGCUAUUGCAUAUGCGACGUCAGCGGAUCCAAAGCCAAAGGUUGGGUGCAGUCUGCCGCGAGUUGUCAGGAGCGCUCGACUUAUCCACGUCUCCGCCAGGCAAAAAUCUUUCGCCGGCCGGCAGCCUCCAGUAAUUCUGAAAUUGUCAUCACCGCCAUAUCUUUAUUAA
Gloeophyllum trabeum ATCC 11539 is the source of this 1167-nucleotide messenger RNA. Its product is annotated as N-terminal nucleophile aminohydrolase. The coding region runs from base 1 to 1167 and encodes 388 amino acids. Lineage: Eukaryota; Fungi; Basidiomycota; Agaricomycetes; Gloeophyllales; Gloeophyllaceae. The record is from RefSeq and is a predicted model, not a curated record. Gene Ontology annotation, biological process: protein maturation. The transcript is spliced from 10 exons. Gene Ontology annotation, molecular function: threonine-type endopeptidase activity.